Messenger RNA from Suillus plorans, 399 nucleotides. RefSeq lists its product as uncharacterized. The coding region runs from base 1 to 399 and encodes 132 amino acids. The transcript has 3 exons. The record is from RefSeq and is a predicted model, not a curated record. Lineage: Eukaryota; Fungi; Basidiomycota; Agaricomycetes; Boletales; Suillaceae.
AUGCAAACUCGUAAAAACGAAAAAUAUUCCCUUAGCCUCAGUCUGACUUCAGAUCAUAGAGAAAAUGAUUUCAUAGGGCAUAGGGCUCAUAGGAGAGUAUCAGUCAUCCAUGCACCGAACCAGUUUGGUGCAGGGAGUGCAUCGAUCGGCGGAACUGACAUCCGUUUGGGAGCUGGGGGUAGGACUGGGGAGAGUGCUGGUGCUGGUUCUGGUGCUGGUGCUGGUUCUGGUGCUGGUGCUGGUGCUGGUGCUGGUUGUACUAUAAGAAUAUCUUUGGGAAGAAGGGAUGGGACUCCAUACGCGGAUCAUCAACUCGAGCACGAUUCCAUUGAGGAACGAGACCUUGAUUCAUGGUCGCACGGACCUCGGCGGCUGCAGAAAGAAGAAAUGGCGAGAUGA